ACUCGCCUGGAGCGCGCGGGCGAGGCAGGCGCAGCGCACCGGGGCUCUCGUGGGCGCACUGCUGCGCGCUCGCACCGCGCGGCUCUCAGUGGCCGGCCGCCGCCUGAGCGCAGGGCUCCCCGAUAAGAGCCGCUGGGGCUUCCGAUCGCGACCCCGCUCCCUGCCACUUGGCCCAUCCGGGCCACCUCUUUUUGGCCAUGGCUCUGGCGGACAGCACCCGAGGAUUACCCAACGGGGGCGGAGGCGGAGGUGGCAGCGGCUCGUCGUCGUCCUCGGCGGAGCCGCCGCUCUUCCCGGACAUCGUAGAGCUGAACGUGGGAGGGCAGGUGUAUGUGACCCGGCGCUGCACCGUGGUGUCCGUGCCCGACUCGCUGCUCUGGCGUAUGUUCACGCAGCAGCAGCCGCAGGAGCUGGCCCGGGACAGCAAAGGCCGCUUCUUUCUGGACCGGGACGGCUUCCUCUUCCGCUACAUCCUGGAUUACCUGCGGGACUUGCAGCUCGUGCUGCCCGACUACUUCCCGGAGCGCAGCCGGCUGCAGCGCGAGGCCGAGUACUUCGAGCUGCCGGAGCUCGUGCGUCGCCUCGGGGCGCCCCAGCAACCCGGUCCGGGGCCACCGCCGCCGCACUCGCGCCGCGGGGUGCACAAGGAGGGCUCUCUGGGCGAUGAGCUGCUGCCGCUGGGCUACGCAGAGCCCGAGCCGCAGGAGGGCGCCUCGGCCGGGGCGCCUUCGCCCACGCUGGAGCUGGCUAGCCGCAGCCCGUCCGGGGGCGCGGCGGGGCCCCUGCUCACGCCGUCCCAGUCUUUGGACGGCAGCCGGCGCUCCGGCUACAUCACCAUCGGCUACCGCGGCUCCUACACCAUCGGGCGCGACGCUCAGGCGGACGCCAAGUUCCGGCGGGUGGCGCGCAUCACCGUGUGCGGCAAGACGUCGCUGGCCAAGGAGGUGUUUGGGGACACCCUGAAUGAGAGCCGGGACCCCGACCGGCCCCCGGAGCGCUACACCUCCCGCUAUUACCUCAAGUUCAACUUCCUAGAGCAGGCCUUCGAUAAGCUGUCCGAGUCGGGCUUCCACAUGGUGGCGUGCAGCUCCACGGGCACCUGCGCUUUUGCUAGCAGCACCGACCAGAGCGAGGACAAGAUCUGGACCAGCUACACCGAGUACGUCUUCUGCAGGGAGUGAGCUCCCCACGCCCGCCCCUCGCCACUCCGGUGCCCACUUCCCUUCCUCCCCUCGGGGGACAGGAUUAUAGAUGCCCUCGCUUCCUCCCUGUUUCCCGAUUCCUUCUGCCCCCACCCCCAGAUCUCCUAGUAGGUCACCCAGACCCGUCUGCACCCCACUUGCGAAUCUGCAGCCACAAAUCCUCUGGGCGUCUUCAUCAUCUUUGGACCCCACUAGCCGAGAGAGUGUUCUGAUGUAGCCCUUCACUCAUGCUUCCUCUACUCCUGGCCUCCAACCACCCUUCCCCCAGAUUGUCGUGAUCUAGUGGGACAGUCACCAAGUACCUGGGAAUGACUGAAUUGAUCAGAAUCGGAUUGCACGGUGUCCGGCGUGCAGUUCGGACGAGUCCUUGACAUCUUAAACCCUUUGACUCCAUAGCGGUUUCAGAGAUCAGAACUGAGAGUGCUGUGUGGAGAGAGUGCUUUAAAAGGUUGUUAGAGAUUUGACCCUCAUUAGAAAGAGAGUUUUAGACAAUUGAAUGGUAGACCGUAUGCUGGAAGACCCCAAGGACGCAGUUCAGAGACUGUAAAUAAAGAGAUUUUUUUGUUUGUUUUUAAAGUUACAGGUAGAAGUAAAUUCUAGUACUGGCAACAGGGGAGAGUUCUAUUUACCCCCAACACAUUAGAUCUCCUGUGGCUUAAAAUUGUAGAAAGCAAUCCUCCUGCCUGCGGAGGCGCCCUUUCUCUUCAGCUGUUUGCCGAGCUUUAGGUUUUGUUGGUUAAGGCUUCUAGGCUAGGAGCAGGCAGGGAGCGGGAGGCAGCGCUUCUAGAAGUCACCUGGCAGUGACCCAGUAACGCAGGAGUGGUUAGUAGGGACAGUCAGCCCUUACUUAGGUCUAGGACUGUGGGAGGGUUGGGGAGGGAGGAAAGAUGGGAGGAAGGGCGGGAGGGAGGAGGGGGACAUGCUCAUUUAUUAUUUGAAAGUUGGAAGUUUGUAUAAUCCAUUUGAGUAUGUGCGCAUUUAAAAAAAUAUGAAACAGUACGUGUAAACUUAGAUUUUAUCAAGAUUAGUAGAAGACCCAUCUUCAGCUGGAAGUCUAUCGAGCUAUUUUGAGUCCUAAACUUAGUUGCUAAUACUUGUAUAACCUAACCAAAGAGUUACCUAGUAGAGUUUUUAGUGAUUUGAACAUUUAUUUUUCUUGUUGAUUCUAUUUCCUCACUUAUAGCCUAUUUACUUAAGCAAAAUAAGUUUGAUUUUUAAUUACUUAGACUUCAGAUCUCUUUAUUAUUAUUAUUAUUAUUGUUAGCAGUAGUGUUUUUAAAUUGAUGUUUUCUGCAAGGCCAGCAAGUGUGGGCUGCUGGGCUGUUCUGAAAACCGGAACAAUGCUCUUUCUUUCCUGCGUUUGUUUGACGUUGCAGUGACAGAUUCGAAAGAUCAACGGAAGCACGGGGGGGGGGGGCUGCCCAUCUGUAGAUAGCUGUCAAGUGGAAUGUUUCUAAAUGAAGGCAAAUAAGUACUUCAGUGUGAGCCGAGCAAUAACGCGGUAUUUAGGUGAAUGCAACAGAAACAGGGGACCUUUGCCUUAUUGCCUUUCCUCUCACGUGGAAUGAAUUCCCAGUGUGUAUCCUGUGUACACCACAGCAGAGAGGAGGUAUGCCCGUAUGCUUCCACACCACAGCAGAGAGGAGGUAUGCCCGUAUGCUUCCCUCUGAGAGACGUCCUUUGGAUAAUCUGUGAUUACAGAGAAGCCUUUGUGUAUGUGUGUGUGUUUGUUUUAUCAUCUUACUCUGAAAUAUGUUUUUAAGGAUUUUUGUAAGAGCCAUUUGAAGUGUUUAAAUUAGAGCUAUUUUUUCCUUGUUUUUAAAAAACGAACCUUGUACCGUGUAUCUCAUCAUAUCCGAGGCAGAUGUUAUGAAUUGGGACAGUUUUAUUCUCAGACUCCUGUGAUCAAAUCUGUACAUACCAUAUACAAACAUUUUACACGAAUCAUUUAGUUUUUUAAUUCAUCUACUGAUGCUAUAAAAUUUCCUAUAUUUACCCCUGGUAACUUGCAUUUGAUGGUGUAUAUACAAAAGCAACGCAUUUUGGUGAGCUUCUCAUAUCCUUGCCUGUGAACUUGGGUCAGGAAAACAGUCACAACUACAAGGCUGGGUUUGCUCCAUACUUUUUUGCUGGGAUGUUAGUUGUAUAGUAAUCAUGUGUCAGCUACCUGUAUUCAAGCUAUCCAUAUUUUUAAUCCAAUGAUGUCUUCAUUUUAAUUGGGAGAUUUUUUUUUCCUUUAGAGAAGAGUUAGCUUCAUGUACAAAGUGUGUGAUUUUAAAGAAAGGGCAGCAGGGGUCCAGGAAGCUGUGCUUACUCCAGCUUUGGGCUUGUUUUUAGGCGGUGGAUCAGGUAAUGGCUCAGAACCUUUGUUUCAAGCCUGAAAUGACUUAGGACUGUCAAUCACUGGCCAAGUGUGAGUCUCAGACUUCUCCCAUGCCACGGAACAGUGCUAGAUUGCUUAAGAAAGAAAUGUAUGAAUAAAAACCAUCUUUAGGACAGCUCAAAAUACACUGAGAGAUGACAAAACGGAAGUUCUAGCUUCCUUGUCAAGUCUGCAUAACACUAGAAGCCAUGGGAAACUGCUGAAGUUUUGUCUGCAUUGUUUAUGAAUUGAAGCUUGGAAAAUUAUUCAGUUUGUCUCACUAACACACAGACAUUUCUGUACCUUCCACCAUACUGGCUGGCCUGUUAAAGAUUGGGCCAUUAGUAUAAGGGACAGUACAUGGACCUCUUCCUGGGAGUGACUGUGCCCUCUGCUGUUAGGGGCAAUGCAUAAAAACUUAGUGCUUUUCAGCCCAAGUUAAGUCUGAGCAGUCAUCUCAUUAUAUGAUAGGUAAGUAUGACUGAGCCAGGCUGAUGUCGUUGGGUCCUUUCCUCUCCAUGCACUUUGGGUUGUAGAAGAAACCCUUAGGGCUUAUAAAAUGUUCUGAAAUCUCGGUCAGCACCUGUGAAUUUGAUGACUGUACCAAACAGUGGAGCCUCUCUCAUCAGUAUCUUUGAAAUGACCCAGAAGAAUAUUAUAAACUACUCAGAUAUUCACGGCUGCAUUAAUCUAUCUCAGAGAGGCAAUCAUUUGCAUAUGUUGAUCAAAUUACCAUUUGAUGCUCAUAAAUAAUGGAAUGACAUUAGGUUUAAUAAGUAAUUUUUUUAAAAAGUGUUGACAGUCUCUGUGGUUGUAAAAAAACAAAACAAAACAGGUCCCAGGUUCCAUGCUUGUCUAUCAGAUGUUUGAUAUGUCUGUUUUUAUUUUAAUACGUGUGGAUUACAAACCACAUUCGUUCUAGAUUUUCAAACAUGUAAUGGAAAAUAUACCUUGCAGGUGUGAGAAAUUUCCCCUUUAAUACUGUUUUUAUUCUAGUGUGUCUUAUUUGUUUUUGUUCAGUUGCUAGCAAAAUGAUAAUUUUAGCCCCAAUUGUCUUCUUUUUCAAAGCAGAAUCAUAUGUGUGUAUACCUGCUGCUUCUCCGGGGAGAUGUAUGAUGUGCCAAUACCCAGAGACAACUGGCAGUGCUUACAACGUGGUCUAAUUUCUAUGGCCGUUUCCAUGGAAUGCAGUUAUUACGUUAAAGCCAUGUAUUACGAAGCUUUGAUAAAUUUUUAACUCUUCAUAUUAUGAUAAAUUCCAAUCUAGCAUUCAAAUAAUUUUUGUACUCCUAUAUGUAAAAUGAGCUAUACAAAUAUUUAGAAAAAUAUUGAGUGAAGGAAGUGAAUUCCUUAAGAAUUUCUUUUACAGUCUAAAAUUACAAGUACCAUAAAACUGACAUGUUUUAAAAAUAGUAAAUUUGGUAUUUUUAUUGUAAAACUCUUAGUUACGUCUUUGCUUAAAAUUUUAUUGUGUUUCCUCUCACUACAAAUCUUUUAAAAUCUGAAUAUUUUGGAUAAUGUAAGUCUCUCUCUCUCUCUCUCUCUCUCUCUCUCUCUCUCUCUCUCUCUCUCAAGUAGUGAAUAAAACACAGUGUUCUCUGUGUCCACAGUACUUGGAAGAAGUUUUCACAUACCUGGAAGUAGGUUAUGUUAUAGCUAACUUUUCUUGGUGACAGUUUUGGAUAGUACACAUCUCAAAAUAUUAAUACUGGAGGAUUUAGAUUCUUUACAAGGCCCAUUAAACAAAGAUGGAAGAAUCCUAUUAGAAGACCUCCACUGGAGUCAGCUGUUGGAUGGUAGGAGGGUUGACCAGUUGACCAAGAAUGCUUGCCACUUUAUUUUAUAAUAUUUUUCCAAGCCAGUUUUGUUUGUUUAAAAUGUGUUUCAAGGUGUGCAGACAUCAAUUUUAAUGUAAACUGCUAUACAACUGUCUUUGUGACUUGAUAGCCAUGUAAACUUUGCUAUAACUAUUGAAUACAAACGAUAUAUACUCAUUCAUUACCACUGAUCAUAUCCGUUGGAUGAUGAAGGAUUGAAACAUUCAUCAUGGUUAUACACUUUGAACAUGUAAAUUAAAUUUUCUGGGUAUUUGAAAAAAAUGCUGUUUGUAAUACUUAUUUGGGUUCUGACAUGUUGAAAUUGUUAUUUGCUAAGCGAUACCUUUGAGCUGUUUCUUUAAAAUCUAAGGGGACAUGGAAAAUAUAAUAAUAUCACACUUUUCUAAUGAAACAUAAAUCCAAGAAUAAAAGCUCUUCUAUAUCCAAAGGGAAACAAAAACACAUGGAUGAAAUCUUUUCAGAGGUGCUCAAACUUUGAAAUUGUCUUCAUCCAUCUAAAUACUCUCCUUCAUUUCUUCUAUUCACAACCAGUUGUAUAAUGGAAACACCCAAUACUGUUUUCCCUGCUGUGUGCGAAGUAAUGAAUCAUUGAUUAUGUGACUUGUUAUGUAUUCUAUUAAACACUAAAGAAUAAAACAUUCACUCCUUUAAUUAC
This is a messenger RNA of Mus musculus (house mouse), 6057 nucleotides long. It is a transcript of the gene Kctd12, whose product is annotated as potassium channel tetramerisation domain containing 12. Lineage: Eukaryota; Metazoa; Chordata; Mammalia; Rodentia; Muridae. Gene Ontology annotation, cellular component: signaling receptor complex; postsynaptic membrane; presynaptic membrane. The transcript has a single exon. Bases 198 to 1181 code for a protein of 327 amino acids. Gene Ontology annotation, biological process: regulation of G protein-coupled receptor signaling pathway; protein homooligomerization; G protein-coupled receptor signaling pathway. The record is from RefSeq and is marked validated.